Colossoma macropomum (tambaqui) is the source of this 3601-nucleotide messenger RNA. Its product is annotated as leucine zipper putative tumor suppressor 3. Gene Ontology annotation, cellular component: dendritic spine. Lineage: Eukaryota; Metazoa; Chordata; Actinopteri; Characiformes; Serrasalmidae. The coding region runs from base 125 to 2641 and encodes 838 amino acids. The record is from RefSeq and is a predicted model, not a curated record. The transcript has 6 exons. Gene Ontology annotation, biological process: regulation of dendritic spine morphogenesis.
GCGCGGCUCUCCCUGCCUCGAAGACAAGGCUCUGAAACAAAGAGAUUUGUUUUGGUGUUUGUUCUCGUAGUAGUCUCGCCGCUGUUUGCGUUAUGUCAUGAUUGUACAGCUCUUGGAUUAGCUCAUGGAACUUUCUGGGAGGGUCCCACUCAGACUGCAGUGUGUACACCUGCGGUCCACCCCGGCCGCCCCGCCCGCCCCAGCCUGCUGGUGCUGCGGGCGGCCGAGUGAGGGGCCCUGCGCUCCUGGCAUGGGCAGCGUGGGAAGUGGAGCCUCCAGCCAGCGGGCCAUCACCAUGCGCAGCGUGGGCACACGCACCACCCCCAACGGCCCCCUGGCAGCCCGCCGCCGCCUGGAUGACCGCAGCUUCAGCGCCGACCGCCUGCCGCCGCCCGCCACCAAAACGGCCGGCGUGUCGGUGCCGGACGAGCCCAGCGGCUACAGCGGCCAGAGGGAGUGCCACGGCAAUAGCCGCGACCCUUCCCACAACGCCUCUUCCUCCAACCGGCAGCACACCCUCAACGGGGAGCGACUGCCGUCCAGCUCCUCGUUCUCCAAUGGUGGGGCGAGGAGAGAAGGCCACAGGCGGGGGGAGAGCAUGGACCUGUGCGGAAACAGCAUAGUCCUCACAAACGACAAGAACGGCAGCCACCAAGCGCCGCCGCAGCACAAGGACAAGAGCAAAGCCAAGACAGACAACCAAAACCCCCCCAACAUCCUACCCGUCUCCGGCAAGCUGGAGCAAGCACAGGACCCUGACACGCUGGUCCGUCCCUCUGCCUUCAAGCCAGUGGUCCCCAAGAGUUUCCACUCCAUGCAGAACCUUGUGUGCCCCCUCCAGGCCAGUGCAGGUGCUGGAGGGGGUCCGGGCAGCAGUGGCAGUGGAGGCAGCGGAGGCGAGAGAACAGGGCAGGCUGCCUCCGCGGCCCGCCGCGAACAGGACAGUCCAAACAGCCGGGGGGGACCUCACUCUGGGGGUGGUCGGGCCGGUCAGGGCAGCAUGUCGGACUCUGGGAGGAACUCGCUGACCAGUCUGCCCACCUACGCAGGCUCAGGCUACGGUCCCCCACCGGCCCUGGGGCCCCUCAGUGCCUCUACCAGUCACAUCAACCGGCUGGGCACGGCUGGCCUGGACAAGCCGGACAGACCUGGCUACCAGAACGGCCUCAGCGCCUCAGACAGCGGCCACUCCUCUUCAGGCAAGAGCUCCUCGUCCUAUCAACGGCUCAGCCACCUGAGCGAUGCCCCCGCGCCUCUCCGGCCCUCGCCUUCCUCGGACGACGUCAUCCGUGACCUGGAGGAUCGCCUGUGGGAGAGAGAGCAAGAGGUGCUCCACAUGCGGCGGAACUUGGACCAGAGCGAGGCGGCCAUCGCGCAGGUCUUUGAGGAGAAACAGCGGGUUUGGGAGCGUGAGAUGGAGGAACUGAGGCAGAACUACGCGGGGCGGCUGCAGCAGGUGACCCGCCGCGCACAGCGCUCGCAGCAGGCCCUUCAGGCCCAGAUCACCCGCCUGCAGCAGGACAAGCGCCGGCUCCAGGACGAGAUGACCCUGCUGCUGGCCCAGCGUGAGGAGCUGGAGAAGAAGUGCCUGGACUACAGGAAGGAGCAGGCUGACCUGCUGCCCAAACUGGAGGAGACCAAGUGGGAGGUGUGUCAGAAGGCAGGUGAGAUCUCCCUGCUGAAGCAGCAGCUCCGGGACAGCCAGGGCGAGGUGACCCAGCGGGCGGGUGAGAUGGUGGCCCUGCGCAAUCAGCUGAAGGAGCUGAAUGCCCAGCUGAGGGAGAGGGAGGAGGCCGAGAUCAGCCUGAAAGAGUCCUUCUGCACCAAGACUCUGGAGCUGGAGCGCUGUGAGGCCGAGCUGCAGGCCAUGCUGGCAGAGGUGUCCGUGCUGAGAGACAAGCUGUGUGCAUUCGAGACGGAGGUGGCUGGGCUGAAGAAAGCCCUGAGUGAGCUUAGCACCACCGCUAGUGCUCGCGCACCUGAAUCCAGCUUGGCUGACAUGGGUCAGCUGGUGCUGUCCCGGAGCCGGGAGCGCCUCCUUUCCCCUCUGAGCCCCCCGGAGACCCCCACCUCUUCUAUGCCAGCCUCCCUCCCUCCCCUCCCGGCCCUUCCAGCCCUCCCGGCCCUGCCCCCUCUCCCCGCUCCCGCCCAGCUGCCGGCACCGGACCCGCUGCUCAGCCUGCAGAGCGACGACUCGAAGGCGCAGCGGCAGGAGGCGGGCGACCUGCGGCGGCAGCUGGAGCUUCUGCAGGGCGAGCUGCGUCUGGAGCGGCAGCAGCGCGAGCGGCAGGCCCUCAGCUUCGCCCAGGAGCGCCAGACGUGGCAGGGCGAGAAGGAGCGCGUGCUCAAGUACCAGGCGCAGCUGCAGCUCAGCUAUGUGGAGAUGCUGCAGAAGAACCAGGCGCUGGAGGAGCGCGUGGACCAGCUCGGGGCACAGCUGUCCACUCCUGUCCUGGCUCUGCCCGCCUCUCCGGCCUCGCCGCCGCCGCCAGCGGCCAGCCCGGACGUCCAGACGCCGGCGCCCGUGGCCAUAUCGCUCACUUCCCCGACUCCGCCAGCAGAGGAGAAGAAGCUGCACCAGCUGGCGCCUCCUUGGCCCGUCCCGACUCGCCUGGAGAGGAUCGAGUCGACGGAGAUCUGAUCUGACGGCGGCGAAUGUGACCUCUUUGAUGCAGUAAAAUAAACAGCUUAGAGCACCGAUUACAAUAGCGAUUACAAUUACAGUUGUACAAAAGUACAAAUGAGUACAAAAACCCCUGAAACAAAAAAUGAAAAAGGUCAUGCCUACAGCUUCUGAGGACAGUCCAAGGAUGCCCUGCUGAGUGAGGCAGAGGUCAGGGUUGAGGGGUAAAUAUGUUUGCGUGGCCUUAUUGACUUGACCUAUAGGGAAAACAGCUCUGUGGCUUAGUUGGAUUCGGUCUGGUUUGGUUGUAGAAAGAGCUGGCCCUGAGUCUGUAGCCAAGGGGAAGACAGAAGUACCUGGAUUUAACACUCAGGGGACAAGGGAUCAGGCAUUAAUAAUCCAGACUUAAGGCUAGACUGUUGGAGCUUUUUAGCCACGGUGCCCUCUUAGCUGGAGAGCGGCUACCUGACACCAUUCGCGAUGACAAAUUCACAUAUCGACUUGGUUAAAUCUCUAUAGAAAUCUAUAAUCAGUCUCAACCAAUGGCAGAUCUUAUUAAAUAAAACACUGUGGGUAUUAGAUAAACAACAUCUCUCUUAAAUACUGCUCCUCAGACAAACCCCAAGCCCGCAACGACGAUGUAAACAAGAUAGAAUCCGAAAUAACUGAAAAGACUCUUAUUUUGUUGUUUGUUUACUCCAGUGAGAAGCUAUGGGAAGACCUGAUGUCUUCCCGUUUAUGGUGCUUGUCCAUACCACACAAGUGUGGUGAACAGAAGGACCAAAUAUUUCUGAGCUGGUGCCGGUCUCGAGUUCCCUUAGUAGUGGAUGUAGUCGCAGUAAUUAUUACCAGCGGACUCCAAGGCCUGGUGUGCGUUUUUGCAUAAGAGCGUGCCUCAACCCUCCUGCUCUGUUAGCGAAAGCAGUGGCGGAGGACUUAUCACAUGGUCAUUUGACUCAGAGCGUAUUUACCAGAACA